AUGUAUGAACACAACACUUUCAAAAUAAUCCUGAUUUUCCUCACUGUGGCUGUCUACAUUGUCAUGAUAGCAUUCAAUGCCGGAGCAGGCUCUGGUCUAAUCAAAGGAAUAUUUUUGCAGACUGUAGGAAAUAUCUCAAAUAAAUACAUUACUGAAUUUACACCAUCAGGAUGGACAUUUAUGAUCUGGAAUGUAAUAUUUGCUUGGCAGUUUCUUUGGCUUGGAUAUGUUGUGGCUGGGAUCUGUAGACGGAGUGAGCUGGGCUGGAUGUAUUUAAAACCAGAUGUGUUUCCAGUCUGUUUUUACUUUGUGUGGAUACUCAAUAAUGUGCUGAAUAUAGGAUGGCUCUUCCUCUGGGAUCGAGAGUUCUUGAUUCCUGCACUGGUCUUUCUAGGAGCCAUUGUUUUAACCAACUACAUUGUGCUUUUUAUUUCCUACCGAGCUCUAUACCUUAAUGGAGACUGGUUUUUUCAGGCAGCGGAGAGUGGAUUUAUGGCUUAUUCGCAUUUUUGCACACAAUGGAAUAGCUGUAUAUGCAACGUGGACUACAAUAGCCUGUCUCUUGAAUUUUGCUGUGGCCUUAACAUACAAUGGUGGCAUUCCCAAUAGUGUAUCCACUACUGUAUGUCUAUCCAUCCUGGCUUUUGAAGUGGUAUUAUGGUUUAUUUUGGAAAACUUUGUAUUUGACAAAUAUGUUCGUUAUACACUGACUGUGUAUCCCGUGGUUAUUGUGGCAUUAUCGGGAUCUCUGGACAAGAACUUUCAGGAGUCCUCUCCCGAUGGAAAUAACAUCUAUAUAGCUGUGUUGCUGGCCGUGGCUUGUGCUGUGUUCGCUAUACGUCUUGUGUUAGUUAUUUGGAGACAUAUCAGGCAGCCAUUGUACACCAGAGCAUCAAGCAAGACCGCAUUUCCUCUGGCCUAA
This is a messenger RNA of Staurois parvus, 922 nucleotides long. NCBI's taxonomy places the organism in Eukaryota, Metazoa, Chordata, Amphibia, Anura, Ranidae. The record is from the annotation of a GenBank genome assembly.